AUGGAUGAAUGGAGCGGCUGCAGCGGCAGCGAGAAGAAACCCAUUGCCAUGGAGGACGGCGAGGAGAAGCUGCCCGCUGCCAUGGAGGACGGCGAGGAGAAGCUGCGCGCUGCCGUGGAUGACUGCGAUGAGAAGCUGCGCGCUGCCAUGGAGGACAGCGAGGAGAAGCUGCCCACCGCCGUGAAGGACGGCGCAAGGAGUUGCAGACAAUUUUACCCUUCUGCUUCUCUGCCUUAUGGGCUGAACGGGGGAGUCUGCCUCUGCCUCCGCCUCGCCGCGGACGCCAAUGCCGUCAUGCUCUCCGCGCGGUACCGCCUCGCCCCGGAGCACCGCUUCCCCGCGGCGGUCGACGACGGCGCCGGGUUCCAGCUCUGGCUCCACGAACAGUCCACGAACCCCUCUGCCACCGAGACUUGCUGGCUCGCCGAGGCCGCCGACUUCGGCCGCGUGUUCGUCACCGGCGACUCGGGGGGCAAUACCAUAGCGCACCACCUCGCCGUGCGCGGUUGCUUGGCCGCGGCGGCGGCCACCAAGCGCGGCGAGCCCGCCGGCCCUGACAACAUCGACCCGGUCACGGUCCGGGGCUACGUCCUCCUGAUGUCGUUCUUCGGCGGUGUCCACCGGACGUGGUUGGAGGCCGCGUGCCCCGCGGAGGUGAUCCUGAACAUGGACCUGAUCGACAGAUUCUGGCGGCUGUCACUUCCGGCCGACGCCACCAGGGACCACCCGGCGGCGAACCCGUUCGGGCCGGGCAGCCCCGACCUCGCCGCGACGAACGUCCGGCCGGUCCUCGUGGUGGCCAUCGGCCUCGACAUGAUACGCCACCACGCCGUCGACUAUGCCGAGCGGCUCGCGGCGAUGGGCAAGAUGAUGGAGCUCGCCGAGUCUCGCUGUUUCCAUGUGGAUCCCCUGCCUCAUCUCGCUGCCCUCCUCACUCGCCACCGAGGCCUUGGAUUUUUGGGCCGAGCUGGAUUUGAACCAGCGUAG
Messenger RNA from Panicum virgatum (switchgrass), 987 nucleotides. Its product is annotated as probable carboxylesterase 15. NCBI's taxonomy places the organism in Eukaryota, Viridiplantae, Streptophyta, Magnoliopsida, Poales, Poaceae. The record is from RefSeq and is a predicted model, not a curated record. The transcript is spliced from 2 exons. Gene Ontology annotation, molecular function: hydrolase activity. The coding region runs from base 1 to 987 and encodes 328 amino acids.